Durusdinium trenchii is the source of this 1302-nucleotide messenger RNA. Lineage: Eukaryota; Dinophyceae; Suessiales; Symbiodiniaceae. The record is from the annotation of a GenBank genome assembly.
AUGACGAACUUCAACUCGAACAAGAGCUGGUUGAGGCCCUGGAAGUCCUUGAAUUCCAUGGGAGUGGUGGCACGCAUCGUGGGCGUCAAAUACGUGGACACUGCCAUACAGGCGGAAGGCGCCCAGCAUCGACAACGAUCCGAAGCCCUAAGUCGUGGCAUACCUCCUAAGGUAUCCUGUCGGCAAAUCUUCAAAGCCUUUUGGCAGCUGUUCCGUCCAUAUUUUCUGGACUCGAGCACCAGGUGGAGGGCUUGGCCGAUGUUGCUCGUUGUCUUCACCUUCAUGUUCCUGGAGGUCCAAACAGGAGUCGAUAUCUCGAACGCGGUCAAGGAGUUGAACAACGCCCUCAUCAGCAAAGAACCGGAGCUUUUCUGGGAGAAGCUGCGCGCCGCAGCGCUGGUCGCUUGCAGGCUGAUCCCGAUCCUUUUUCUCCAUUCGGGUGCUGCCUUCUACAUCGCUCUCGAUUGGAGAAAGUUCCUGACGGGAAAGCUGCUGGAUAUGUACAUCGAUGACUACCAAUGUUACUACCGCCUGAAGAUGGAGUACGGAAAUGUGGACAAUCCAGACCAACGGAUUGCGCAAGACACAGGUAACUUUUGCCGGAUGUCUUUGAGAUUGAUGUCCGCAGUGGUCCAAGAUAUCUUCAAGAUCGCAGCCAAUUCGGUGGCGUUGAUCAAGAUCUCCAGCACCUUGUUCUACACCUUAGUGGGCUGUUCCUUUGGCUACACGGUCAUCUCCCUCGUGGUUUUUGGAGCUCCACUCAUGAGAGUGCAACGCCGGGUCUUGGCUGUGGAGGGCGACCUUCGGUAUGUGUUGGUCCGCCUGCGAGAGCAUGCUGAGUCCAUUGCCUUCUUCCAUGGCCAUCCUUAUGAAAGGAUGUGCAGUGAAAAGGUCCUGGACCACGUGAUUUGGACCAACUACAAGCGCUGUGCCAUCGAGGCAGUCUACAAGAUGGUCUCCGGAGUGGUGUCGCUGGCCUUCAUUUUGAUGCCGAUGCUCAUAGUCGCCCCCAUGUACUUGCAGGGCCUGGUGAGCUUCGGCGUGAUUCAACAGUCUCAGGCCACGUGUGGCGUGGCUGGCGUGGGCGGCUGGCGCUUGGUGGUGGGUGUGGGAGACGGCUUCCGCGAGCAGCGUUCGGACGGCUUCGGACGGACGCGUCAGGACCACUUGGAGAAGAUGAAGGAGGUCGACGACGAGGUCACGACCAUCGGCGCCGAGAGCAGCGAUGACGAGUCCUCGAGCUACGACUCCGUGUCGGAUCUGGAGAACGGAUCCUCCGCCGAGGAGACAAAGGAAAAGUAA